GUGUCAUCUACCUCUUGUUUGGGAAAACUAGGCACACAUUCAUUAUCGAGUGCACGAUUGUAUCUCUCCUUGAGGCGGCCGCACCACCAGAGGCACGUCUGGAUCUGUCAUCUCGCACUAUUCUCAGCUGUUUUCUUCCGCUCGAACUAUCCGUCGCUGCUGCGUUCCUGACGGUUUCGAGGGCUGCAAAUCCGUGAUGCGAUCUGUCCGAAGUUUGCGGCCAAAGCUUAUCAGACCGUUCCGAACGGCUUGUACGGCUCCUAUGCCGCGAGCGACGGUGGACACACACUCACAUCUGCACCUGUCUGUAUGCACAUGCUAACAACGCCAACGCCACGUCGAAAAGACGCGAGACUAGCUAAUUGUGAAGAUGGACAAGCCCUUCAAGCCCCUCGACGGCGACGACGGCUGCGGCGCAAUCUCAGCUCUGAAACGAUUAGUAUGGGAGCGCGGGCUGUGACAGCGGUCACGGUGUGUGCGGUUUCAUUCUCGUGGAGAUGACCGCGUCCGCGCAAAGUGCGCUUUCCCCCUCUCCGAUUUGGAGCAUUCGAGAGCUGAUGAUCAUCUGUGAUCGUGCAAUGUGCAAGUGCAAUCACUGCAUCAAGGGACGCGUGCGGAUGGGCGUGCCAGGUCAUCGCGUCGAGUUUAUAUAACAAAGGCAGAGAUGGCGCUCGCGCGUGUGGUCAAGGCUGAUUGCUUAGUGACAUAAGGGCUCUCUCCUCGCUCCUUUGCUCGCCGACGUGCUCGCGGUGAACGACAGUCAACCGUCUCGUUUUAUUUCCUCAAAAUCGCCGUAGCAGGCCAGGCCCGAGUCUCAGACAUGUCCGCAAGCAUAGAGUCGUCCUCUGCUGCUCCUCUGGACCUUAUGUUCUCGCAGGACCUCGUCGAUCCCGAGGUCGUCCAAAUGCUGCCUCCCGAGCUCGCCAUCCGCCCACUAGCCUCGGACGACUACAAGCGCGGCCACCUCGACGUCCUGCGCGUGCUCACCAAAGCCGCGGACCCAGGCGCAGCCGCAUGGACCGCCCACUUUCUCGAGAUGCGCGCGUGCGCGGACACGUACUUCCCGCUCGUGAUCGUCGACAAGAAAGCGGACCGGAUCGUCGCGUCGGGCACGCUCUACGUCGAGCGCACGUUCAGCCGCGGGCUCGGCUCGCGCGCGCAUCCGGAGGAUAUUGCGGUGGAUAGGACGAAGCAGGGGAGGUAUCUGGGGCUGUUGCUGUGUCAGGCGCUUAUGUAUAUUGGGGGGCGGAUGGGGGUGUAUAAGACGGUGGGGAACUGUACGGAUGCGAAUAUGCCGUUUUACUUGAAGUUUGGCUGCCAUCGUGCGGGGAGGCAGAUGGUCAGGUAUACGGAAGGUGCACAGCAGCCGCAAGAACCCUCUACGUCGCCUCCCGCCGCUCGUCUCUGAGCUCGUUGGAUUUGAUGACCAUUAUUUCGCAUUAUCCCGCAUACGCAACUGGAGUAAUAUUUCAGCACUACUUACCUGUUCUAAGUUAUACCUGUAGAUGAUACAACAUUGGCUAGAGUUCUCGUCCAUUUCCUAUAUUUUGACCCCUGGAGGGCG
Molecule: messenger RNA, 1564 nt
Organism: Coniophora puteana RWD-64-598 SS2
Lineage: Eukaryota; Fungi; Basidiomycota; Agaricomycetes; Boletales; Coniophoraceae
Product: acyl-CoA N-acyltransferase
Exons: 4
Coding region: 821-1408 (195 amino acids)
Biological process (GO): UDP-N-acetylglucosamine biosynthetic process
Cellular component (GO): endoplasmic reticulum; endoplasmic reticulum-Golgi intermediate compartment; Golgi apparatus
Molecular function (GO): glucosamine 6-phosphate N-acetyltransferase activity; monosaccharide binding
Source: RefSeq, a predicted model, not a curated record